AUGGCGUGGUCGUCCGAAACGCCGUCGUAUUGCGGGUGGAACGAGCUGAAUGUGAAGAACGCGAAAGGGAAGACGGAGGUUCAUUAUUACCUAGAGAGGAAAGAUGGAUGUGCAGAUCUGGCUGUUGUUGGGAGGUUGAAGAGCUCUUCUAAACGCAUGUCCUUUAGAUACGCAUUGAAAAGGAACCGCUCUGUUUUGAAGAAGCUUAGCUCUUUUGAAGAUGUUAAGUGUUGGCUUGAUUCGAUUGUUUCUGGUGAGAUACCUCAUGUAGCAGAUGUGCCAGCUACUACUAUGACUGAACAAGCUGCUGGAGGAUUCAAUAUUGGCUCUUUUAUGAAUGGUAAGCCUCAAGAGCUUGUUCACCCGAACAUACAUUUCUCCUGGAUGGGUCUUUCCUGGACUUGCAGGAAACGGCGUAAGCAUUAUCCAUCUUUCUCCCGGAAUGGUGUCAGAGUCUCGGUGAAUGAUUUUGUGUAUGUUUUAGCGGAGCAACACAAGAGACUCAUUGCAUAUUUGGAAGAUCUUUAUGAGGAUUCUAAAGGCAACAAGAUGGUCGUGGUACGGUGGUUUCACAAAGCUGAUGAAGUUGGUAUUGUUUUGACCGACGAUGCUAAUGAGAGGGAGAUUUUCUUUUCUCAUUGUCGUCAAGAUAUCAAAAUUGAGUGCAUAGAUGGGUUGGCUUCUGUUCUCAGUCUUCAGCAUCACGAGGAGCUUCUCAAGGUGCCAAUGCAUUUUCAGCGAGUACCUUUCUUCUGCCAGAAAUUAUAUGGAGAUUCUGGCAUAGAGCCUUAUGACAUUACACAAUUACAAGGUUACUGGAGACAAGAAAUGGUUAGAUACUUGAAUGUUUCCAUUUUAAAGUCAGGUGAAGGUGUCCAUGCCCUUGGCACUGACCCAGUAGCAGGAGCUUCUCUGACUGGUUCUGAUGGGAUUAAAUCAAGGAAACGGCGUCGCUCUGCAGAUGACAUCAAAGGUGACUGCAAAGCUAGCCCCAAAUCUGUUGACUCGGAGGCUUCAGAUGCUUCUAUGUGCAAGGACGCAGAGGAUCGUUCGUCCCAUCUCAUUAAAAAGGGUUCACUUGUUGAAGUUCUUUCCCAAGAUAGUGGCAUCAGAGGUUGUUGGUUGGUUGCAUUGAUAGUAAAGAAACACAAGGAUAAGGUUAAGGUCCAGUACCAAGACAUUAUGGACGCAGACGAUGAAUCAAAAAAGCUAGAGGAGUGGAUUUUGGCAUCUGGGGUUGCUCCUAGUGAUCAUCUGGGUCUUAGAAUCACAGAACGGCAAAUAGUGCGUCCAAAUCUGAAGCCUAGCAAUGAAAGUCAUGUGUGGGCUGUUGAUGUUGGUAUGCCUGUGGACGUGUGGUGGUGUGAUGGAUGGUGGGAAGGUAUCGUGGUGGAGAAAGUUUCAGAAGAGAAAUUUGAAGUUUACUUACCAGGCGAAAAGAAAAUAUCUUCCUUCCAUCGUAGUGAUCUCAGACAAUCUUUAGAAUGGUCGGCAGAUGAGUGGGUUCAGAUGAAAUCAAGAUCAGAUCUCGUGAGUUCUGUCCUAUCCUUGAUGAAGAAGAAAGAGGUUGAGGUGAAACCUGAGGAGAAGCUAUGUGAAGUUGGUGUUGGCGUUAUGUCUUUAAAGGAUGAAGCUAAAGUAACAAUAUCUCUUCCAGUAGCUACAACCAAUAAGCCGUCUACCAAACUACCAGUUCCAGAGCUUCUAAAACACGUCUUAGUUUCUGACUUGAAAUGGACUGACUCUAACAAGCGUAAAAGAACUGCCAGUUACUGUCGGCACGAUCAUAAUAGCUUGGCUGAUGGUUUAUCACGUGAAAGAUCCUUGGAUUUUGAGAAGUGCAGUUCCAUGGGAGAUUCUCUGUUUAGCUCCUCGGUUGCUGUCCCAAGGAAGCGCAAUCGAAUAGUCAGUUGCCGUCCACACGAGCCUAGCUUGACUGAUGGUUUCUCAUGUGAAAAAUCACUGGCUUGUGAAAACGGCAUGUUCAUGGGAGACUCUGUAUUUGGCUCUUCUGUUGGGCAGCCUUGGACUGGCCUAGUAAUGUCAGGAUGUUGA
Messenger RNA from Eruca vesicaria subsp. sativa (arugula), 2055 nucleotides. Lineage: Eukaryota; Viridiplantae; Streptophyta; Magnoliopsida; Brassicales; Brassicaceae. The record is from the annotation of a GenBank genome assembly.